Messenger RNA from Anopheles nili, 1293 nucleotides. RefSeq lists its product as uncharacterized. The record is from RefSeq and is a predicted model, not a curated record. Gene Ontology annotation, molecular function: protein binding. Bases 1 to 1293 code for a protein of 430 amino acids. NCBI's taxonomy places the organism in Eukaryota, Metazoa, Arthropoda, Insecta, Diptera, Culicidae. The transcript has 3 exons.
AUGGCGAAUAUAAAUCAGAUGCCAGUUGAGAUAUUGGAGAUGAUAUUCGAUCAGUUAGAUUAUCGAUCACGACGUAACACGACCCUGGUUUGUCGGCGUUGGAACGCGAUCUCUCUAUCAGAGCGGUUUAUUUCUCGCAACGUGACCCUGGUGAUCGAUGGAAAUCGUAUGCUUUCACUCCACAAGCGUGCUUUUCACCGAUGCUAUUCGAAUGUGUCGCUGCAGCUGGAUAACGCUGACAGUAAUGACCCUUUGAAAGGACUAAGGCUGCUUCCAACGAUAACUCCAUCGACGUCGAGCAUUCGGCUACACCUCGCCAAUGCAUUCGAUCAACGCUGGAUCGCCAUAUGUGAGGCACAAUUCAUUAACCUUCGCGCUGUGACCACAUUCCAUUUGAUAGGCAACUGUGGACUGGACCACCACCGAAGACCGAUAGUAUUGUACAUGGAUCAGUUACGAGCGCUGAAACUGGAAUCAAACGGUGUCGAAAAUCUCCGACUCACUGCGCCAAACCUUUCGCAGCUAUACCUACACGUGCGGAAAGAAGAGCACCUAGACUUUUUGCUGCAAUUCAUUCACCAAUUACAUUCCUUAUCUGUGGUUUUCGCAUCGAAAGAAAGCUAUUAUUUCUACAACGUCAAGCUGAGUAAUUUACGCCAGCUCUCGAUCGAUCGUCGUGAGAAAGGAAUGACGAAAAGCGAACAGAACGUUAGUAUAGCAUUCUUCAGGCGGCUUGAGCACUUGGAGUGUCUCGAGCUGAGAGUGAAAUUCAUCGAUAGCUACGUUCUGCACACUAUUGCUAAUAAGUUGACCCAGCUGGUCGAACUGUCGCUGGAAGUGACCGAGGGCACGAUCGAACUGUUGCACAUCGCGAAACUGACGAAGCUCAAGCGCUUACGAAUCGUUGCAUGUCGCAUUAAUCUGCAAAACGUGCAUUUGCCAGCGCUCCAAUCGCUGGUUCUAGGCUCGUCAGAAAUCCCUGGAACUUUCCUCGAAGGGAUGGAAGGUUUGAUGGCAUUCUAUCGGUUGCGGUCACUGACGCUGGUGAACGUUAAAAUCUAUCCCGAAAUGUUACAGCUGACACCGACUUAUAGCGUGGAACGCAUGGUUCUCUCGCAUUAUCGCAGGCUCGAAGAAACCCAUCUGCUUAUUCUAGUCAAACGUUUCCCCGCAAUACGGUGGCUUCGGAUAAGCCACUGUCAUGGAGUUUAUCAACGUGAGAUCGAUAAACUAAAGCGAAUGUUACCAAAAUUGGCCGUUGCGUUCGAUGAGGCGAAAAGUGAUAGAAUGUAG